AUGUCUGUGCUUAAGCGGAUGAUGCGGGUCUCCAAUCGCUCGCUCCUCGCCUUCAUCUUCUUCUUCUCCCUGUCCUCGUCUUGCCUCUACUUCAUCUAUGUGGCUCCGGGCAUCGCCAACACAUAUCUCUUUAUGGUACAAGCUCGAGGAAUAAUGUUAAGAGAAAAUGUGAAAACAAUAGGACAUAUGAUCAGACUGUACACAAAUAAAAACACUACACUCAACGGUACAGAUUAUCCUGAGGGCAAUAAUUCAAGUGAUUAUCUUGUUCAAACAACAACAUAUCUUCCGGAAAACUUCACGUAUUCACCAUACCUCCCCUGCCCAGAAAAACUGCCUUACAUGCGGGGAUUCCUCAAUGUCAAUGUAAGUGAAGUCAGUUUUCAUGAAAUUCAUCAGCUCUUCUCCAAGGAUUUAGAUAUUGAGCCAGGAGGUCACUGGAGGCCUAAAGACUGUAAACCCAGGUGGAAGGUGGCAGUCCUCAUUCCUUUCCGCAAUCGCCAUGAACAUCUUCCAAUUUUUUUCUUGCAUCUGAUCCCGAUGCUCCAAAAACAGCGGCUGGAAUUUGCCUUUUACGUCAUUGAACAGACUGGUACACAGCCUUUUAACCGAGCAAUGCUCUUCAACGUGGGCUUCAAAGAGGCCAUGAAAGACAGCAUCUGGGACUGUGUCAUCUUCCACGAUGUGGAUCAUCUACCUGAAAAUGACCGAAACUAUUAUGGAUGUGGAGAAAUGCCACGUCACUUUGCAGCCAAGCUGGAUAAAUACAUGUAUAUUCUUCCUUAUAAGGAGUUUUUUGGUGGUGUAAGUGGACUGACAGUGGAACAGUUCAGAAAGAUCAAUGGUUUUCCUAACGCCUUCUGGGGCUGGGGAGGGGAAGAUGAUGACCUUUGGAAUAGGGUUCACUAUGCUGGAUAUAAUGUAACAAGACCAGAGGGGGACCUGGGAAAAUACAAAUCUAUUCCUCAUCACCAUCGAGGCGAAGUCCAGUUCUUAGGACGGUAUAAAUUACUCAGAUACUCAAAAGAGCGCCAGUACAUCGAUGGGUUGAACAAUUUAGUAUACACGCCAAAAAUACUGGUUGAUAGGUUGUAUACAAAUAUAUCUGUAAACCUCAUGCCAGAGUUAGCUCCAAUCGAAGACUAUUAA
Messenger RNA from Budorcas taxicolor (takin), 1149 nucleotides. RefSeq names its product beta-1,4-galactosyltransferase 6 (gene B4GALT6). Gene Ontology annotation, molecular function: UDP-galactose:glucosylceramide beta-1,4-galactosyltransferase activity. The transcript is spliced from 9 exons. NCBI's taxonomy places the organism in Eukaryota, Metazoa, Chordata, Mammalia, Artiodactyla, Bovidae. Gene Ontology annotation, biological process: glycosphingolipid biosynthetic process; carbohydrate metabolic process. The record is from RefSeq and is a predicted model, not a curated record. Bases 1 to 1149 code for a protein of 382 amino acids.